Lampris incognitus (smalleye Pacific opah) is the source of this 2987-nucleotide messenger RNA. It is a transcript of the gene msh5, whose product is annotated as mutS homolog 5. The transcript has 25 exons. The record is from RefSeq and is a predicted model, not a curated record. Gene Ontology annotation, cellular component: nucleus. Gene Ontology annotation, molecular function: ATP-dependent DNA damage sensor activity; mismatched DNA binding; ATP binding. The coding region runs from base 1 to 2427 and encodes 808 amino acids. Lineage: Eukaryota; Metazoa; Chordata; Actinopteri; Lampriformes; Lampridae. Gene Ontology annotation, biological process: chiasma assembly; mismatch repair.
AUGGCAGCCCGGGAGACGCGUACCGGGCUGGGUUUUAGCCUCGCUAGCUUAACCGGAGAAGAGGAGGAUGAAGCGCAUGAGGUGUUGCUGAGUGUGCUGGCCGAGCACGGAAAGCUGGGCCUGUGCUUCUACGACCGCAAAGACGCCAGGCUGCGUUACAUGGCGGACACCCCUGACAACUACGAGCACCACCUGCUGGCCAAAAUCAUCCAGGACAUUAACCCCAAUGUGAUCAUUACUACUGCCAAGCAGGAGCGCAGUAUGAGCCUCUUCAUGCAGGGACUGGCUGCAAAUCCAGACUAUAAACCAGAAGUUGUGAUUUAUCCACAUGUGGACUUUGGUGUGGAAGUGAGUAAGCAGAGGCUGAUGUCUGCUCACUUGCCUUUCCUCCCGGCCUCCAUCUCCGGCAGAGAGAAGAUAGCCUACCUCUCUUCCUACAUCUCCUUCAACUCCCCCCUGAUGGUGCGGACAGUGGGCGCUUUGUUGAAGUGUCUGGACAGGAGGCGAGUGGGAGUGGAGCUGGAGGACAGCAGUGUUGGAGUUCCCAUCCUACAGUUUGACGUGUACACACUAAAAGGCAUGGUGUACAUUGACCUGGAUACAUACAGUGUACUGCAGAUCUUCAAAUCAGAGCUUCACCCGUCUGUGUACAAGCUGCAGUCCGGAGAGAAGGAGGGGCUCAGUCUUUAUGGGAUACUAAACCGCUGCGCGUGCACCUUUGGCUCCAAAAUGCUACGCCGGUGGUUUCUGCGGCCAACGCACGACCUGGCCGUGUUACACAGGAGACAGGAAGUGAUACGCUUCUUCGUGUUGCCACGGAACUCCGAUGCGUUCAACACCCUUAAGUCGUCUCUGCGAAACAUCAGGAACAUCCCGACCCUUCUGCACAAGAUGUCUCUCUCUCAUACCAAAGUGACUGACUGGCAGAGUCUCUACAAGACGGUGUUCAGUGCAGUGUGUAUAAGGGACACGGUUCGCCACCUGCCUCGGUCCAUUCAGCUCUUCCGUGAGAUAAGCGAGGGUUUCUCUGAAGACCUGAGCCACAUAGCCUCCCUCAUCAACAAAGUGGUGGAUUUUGAAAGCAGCGCAACUGAGAACCACUUCACCGUCAAACCGAAUGUGGAUCCUGCUAUUGAUGAGAAGAAGAGGAGAAUGAUGGGAUUGUCGGACUUCCUGACGGAUGUGGCCAGGAGAGAGCUGCAACGCUUGGACACUUGCAUCACUGCCUGCUGUGUGCUAUACAUCCCCCUGAUAGGAUUCCUGCUCUCUGUGCCCCGGCUGCCCAGUAUGGUGGAGAAAGAGGAUUUUGAGAUUGAGGGGCUCGAGUUUAUGUUUCUGUCAGAGGAGCGUCUCCACUACCGCAGCCAGAGAACCAAAGAGCUAGAUGACCUCUUGGGUGACUUGCUCUCCGAGAUCAGAGAUAUGGAGGCAGCAGUUUUGACAGAGCUGCAGAACACAGUCCUAGAAAGAAGUGCCUCUCUGUACAAGGUCGUAGAGCUGAGUGCUGAGCUGGACUGUCUGAUGGCUCUGAGCAGCGCCUCCCAAGAGUAUGGCUACACCCCCCCCAAGCUAGCCAACCACAGGAGAAUAACACUGAGUCAGGCUAGACACCCUCUGUUAGAGAUGUGCUCGCCUGUGUUUGUGGCCAACUCCUUUCAGAGCUCUGAGUCUUUGGGCAGAAUCAAGAUCAUCACCGGCCCCAAUUCAUCCGGCAAGAGCAUCUACCUCAAACAGGUGGGCCUGAUUGUGUUCAUGGCCCUGAUUGGCUCAGACGUGCCAGCUAAGGAGGCAGAGAUUGGUCUGGUGGAUGGCAUCUUCACACGCAUGCAAAGCAGGGAGUCCGUGUCUGUAGGCCUCAGCACAUUCAUGAUAGACCUUAACCAGAUGGCUCAAGCGUUAACCUGCAGCACAGGCAACUCGCUGGUUCUCAUUGAUGAGUUUGGCAAAGGAACCGACACUGUGGAUGGGCUUUCCUUACUGGCUGCAUCAAUCUGUCACUGGCUGAAGAAAGCUCCCGAGGAGGUCCCUCACAUCCUCUUGGCCACAAACUUCCACAAUCUGCUCCAACCGGGCCUGCUGCCCUCCUCUGACCUGCUUUCUAUGCAGACUCUCGAGAUAGCAGAGGAUAAAGAAGAGUUGGUGUUUUUGUACCAGCUGAAGGAAGGCAUCUGCCAGUCCAGCUACGCUGCCCGCAUCGCUACCCUGGCAGGGCUGCCAACCGACGUCGUACAAAGAGGAAUAGAGGUAUGUGAACUGUAUAGAACAGGGAAGACCAUCAAACGCAUCGACGGGCCAUCGUCGAGUAAAGAGGCCAGCAGAUCUGAAAGCAUUGUGGAGAAGUUCCUACGCCUUGACCUCCAAGACGAAAGCGUGGACCUGCAGCGCUUCUUGAAAGAGCUGCUCCCCUCUGGUGGAGAGUCGUUGUAGCGCAGCCGAAGUCAACCGCAUACUGCCGCACACUGCAUUUGUUAGCCUAAUAUUGUCAUUUUGAAUGGGAGGGUAAAGUUUUACUAUGGCUAAACCUGCAGACAAGAAAAAUCAAUUUAGGCUCUUAAUUUGAAUUUCCUCUGUUGCCAUCAGGGCGUCGUUGUGUUUUACCUGCUGGCAAUACAUAUAAAACUGACUUGACUUAGAAAACUACCCGUUAUUCCAAGUCAUUCAUACCUGUUGCAGCUCAGUUAUUAAAUGCUUCGUAGUGUUUUUAUCAGAUUGUUUUAUAUCACGUUUAUCUUAUUUAUCAGAUUGCUGUAUUGUCUUACUGUGAGGUGACUGCGCCACCGUGCCGCUUCUUGAAUAUUGACAGAAGGUCCUGGGUUCGACCCCCGGGGUAGUCCAACCUUGGGGGUCGUCCCAGGUCGUCCUGUAUGGAGUUUGCAUGUUCUCUGUGUCUUCGUCGGUUUCCUCCCACAGUCCAAAGACAUGCAGGUCAGGUGAAUUGGCCAUACUAAAUUGCCCCUAGGUGUGUGUGUGUGUGUGUGUGUGUGUGU